Molecule: messenger RNA, 1125 nt
Organism: Tremella mesenterica DSM 1558
Lineage: Eukaryota; Fungi; Basidiomycota; Tremellomycetes; Tremellales; Tremellaceae
Exons: 5
Coding region: 1-1125 (374 amino acids)
Source: RefSeq, a predicted model, not a curated record
AUGUCAGAUACAACACCUUCUUCCAAAGUACCUCCUCCCACGCCAAAGCGGUACGCAAACAAGGGAAGUCGUCGCAACGACACCUCUCCAGAAAAGGGAGGAUCAGCAGUCGAUGAAUUUUUUUCAACAAAAGUAUUGAGUGCGUAUGAACCGUUUGAAUGGGUGCCGGGAACGAAAUUCAAUCAUCGUAUUUUUCCUCAGGAUAGCUCAAAGACAUUGGCUUUACUGCCAAACACCUUGAAAGGCGAAGUGUGGGCUAUACCACCGAAUAAAGAGUUAGAAAUAGUCAAGCGUCACCGUCUGGCUCACAAUAUCGUGUGUGGCCCCCAAUCUGUGAUCCGUUCCGGCGUGGCAAUGUGUUCACAUUGUCAAAAUCGAAUUACUCGCGAUGAUGCCGUAUCCUUUGGCUGCAUAACCGUCAGUGAGAGGGCACAAUCAAGCUGUGCUGAGUGCCGUGCGAGAGGAACGAGCAAUUGUGAUUUUGGGAAGAAUGUGUUAGAAGAAGAAAUCCUAGAUGCGUCAUUGGCCUCUAACCUUGUUGCCAAGCUCGAAGGAUUAGAAGCAAUCGUCAGUGGUUUUGCGGCAAUCGAUACCUUGAUUCCGCCUCAGGUGAUUUUGUCUGCUUUAGGUCCGCUUACUCGCGACGGGCAUGCACUUGUCAAGCAGCUUAAUGCUGCAGUAGCCGCUAAUGUCUUCGACACCGACGAUCCUUCCUUACGUCGUCGCCGUACCGCGGUCAACUUUCUUCCAUCGCCGGUGUUGGAACACGGACAACUUACAGGACUCAGUGCGGGCUGGAACGAUGGAGAUAUUACGAUGGAUGACGCUGCGAAUAAAGAGCUGAAUACCGAUCCUGCUGCUGCGGCUGCUACAUCUGGGCCUGCGCGGAACUUACGAUCGCAACGCAAACCUUCUCAGACUUUUGAACAACGUCUUCGAUCUGCUCAAGUCUCUGGAAAGCGAGGGAAGUCUCGUCAGAUCUCAGAAAGUAGUCGCUUGUCAACCCCCAACGAUUUAGAUCGUCAAACGUCGAACACGAGUGGAUCAGGUGCCGGGGUGUCAGACAAGAGUACGCAUGACAAUGAUCAGACCAUGUUAGAUCAGCUGGAUGAAACUGGGGGUUAA